AGGUGAUCCGUGCCAAUACCUAGAGCUCGGAGGUCUAGGCUCCGGCAUCAAAGUCAUUCACAAGCUGAAGCGGUUCGUAUCUGAAAGGAAGCAAGAUUCUUACAGAAAGGUCGUCUGAAAGGUCGCUGGAGGUCUAGGAAUUAAAUGGAUUUUGUUGUAUUUACAUUCCCCACUCUGACCGGGAUUGGAAAAUUGCGGUGCCAUCGAACCAGUCUGUGAGAUUGAAUUGGUUGCGACUCCAGCACUGCAGCCAUGAUUCACAGUCUUUUCAUCAUCAACCACGGUGGAGAUGUGUUCCUGGAGAAGCACUGGAAGUCAGUCAUCCACCGGUCUGUGUGCGACUACUUCUUUGACGCGCAGAGCAGGGCGGACGACCCUGUGGAUGUGCCUCCAGUCAUCACCACACCUCAUCACUAUCUGAUUAGUGUGUAUCGAGCCGGACUCUACUUUGUCAGCGUGUGCACCUCGGAGAUGAUGCCACUCUUCGUCAUCGAGUUCCUCCACCGAGUGGUUGACACGUUCAAGGACUACUUCGGGGAUUGUACGGAGUCGCUCAUCAAAGAACAUUAUGUGGUGGUGUACGAACUACUGGACGAGAUGCUGGACAACGGCUUCCCACUGGCCACCGAGUCCAACAUCCUCCAGGAACUGAUCCGUCCGCCGAACGUGCUCAGAACGCUGGCUAAUACCGUGACGGGGCGCUCUAACGUCAGCGGCGUGCUACCGUCGGGUCAGCUGUCCAACGUGCCCUGGCGCCGGUCGGCCGUCAAGUACACCAACAAUGAGGCCUACUUUGAUGUGGUGGAGGAGGUGGAUGCCAUUAUUGAUCGCUCGGGCAGCACAGUGUUUGCCGAGAUCCAGGGCUACAUCGACUGCAGUGUCAAGCUGAGUGGCAUGCCCGACCUCACGAUGACCUUCAUCAAUCCGAGGCUGUUUGACGACUUUAGCUUCCACCCGUGUGUGCGCUUCAAGCGGUGGGAAUCGGAGCGACUGCUGUCAUUCAUACCACCUGAUGGUUCGUUCCGACUCAUGUCCUACCACAUCGGAACUCAGUCUGUGGUAGCAGUGCCUCUGUACGUGAGGCACAACAUCUCCUUCAAGACGGGUCCGGGCACGGGCAGGCUGGACCUCACGGUCGGGCCCAAACAGACCAUGGGGAGGACGGUAGAGAAUGUACUGCUGGAGAUCAACAUGCCAAAACAGGUGCUCAACUGCAUGCUGACGCCCUCCCAGGGCCGGGUGACGUUCGACCCGGUCUCCCGGCUGCUCAGCUGGACUGUCGGCCGGGUGGAACAAUCCAAACUGCCCAACCUGCGCGGCAGCCUGAGCCUGCAGACGGGCGCGCCGCCGCCCGACGCCAACCCCGCCAUCAAUUUACAAUUCACCAUCAGUCAGCUGGCUGUCUCGGGGGUCAAGGUCAACCGUCUGGAUAUGUACGGAGAGAAGUACAAACCCUUCAAAGGUGUCAAGUAUAUCACCCGGGCCGGAAGGUUCCAGGUCAGGACGUAGCCACGUCAGAAACUGAGGUGCUUUGGAUGAGGGUUCGGACAUGGUUUAUGGUUGGGUAGGCUCCCUGUGCCAGGCUGAAUCGGUUCAUUCCUGAAUUGAUUCAGAUCUGAACCAGUAUGUACUAUGUACUCGAGGUAGUCCGUGCGGUUCAGUCCUGAAUCAAAGCCUCCGUUGGUUGAUAUGGUUCACCUCUGAACCAUUCCAAGGGCUGAGCUGGUCGUUUUUCGCUUCUGAAUCUGAACCGAGGUUGGUCCGUUCGGUUUGGUUCCUUGUGUGGGUAAGAUUCACACCUGAACCAGUCCAUAUCUGACCGCAAUGGUUGCUGACUGUCUGACUCGGGCUUUGUUAUUUAACCGAGCGCCACCUACCGUCAACUAUCUGACCAACAUUGGCAUUGUGUUAGUCUGGGCCUCCCCUCUAUAAAGCGCGGUGUGAGAACGCCAUGCCGCCAUCUCACUAUCUCAGUGUGUGUGCGCCGGUGGUUGUCGGGCUGAGAGUUAGCCGCUAUGUGGAAAUGUGUUUUCUUAUGCGAAAGGUGGCUUCGGAGUUGAGAGCAUUUCGGCUGAGAUGCAGCAACAAGGUGGCUUCGCGGCGAAUGUCAAUUGUUACGCAGAUCGAGUGACGAAACGUAGAGUACGAUCUUAUGGGGCGAAGAGGUGGCAUCCGGCAACUGAAAACGAAAUAUGUAUAUCUUUGUAUUUAUGUGUGCUGAAGAGGCAGGGACGCUUCAUUCCUGUGUAAUAAUAUAUCUGAUGUAUUGGGACGA
This is a messenger RNA of Amphibalanus amphitrite, 2275 nucleotides long. Its product is annotated as AP-3 complex subunit mu-2-like. Gene Ontology annotation, cellular component: clathrin adaptor complex; cytoplasmic vesicle. The coding region runs from base 253 to 1509 and encodes 418 amino acids. NCBI's taxonomy places the organism in Eukaryota, Metazoa, Arthropoda, Thecostraca, Balanomorpha, Balanidae. The record is from RefSeq and is a predicted model, not a curated record. The transcript is spliced from 9 exons. Gene Ontology annotation, biological process: endocytosis; intracellular protein transport.